Molecule: messenger RNA, 3022 nt
Organism: Amoebophrya sp. A25
Lineage: Eukaryota; Dinophyceae; Syndiniales; Amoebophryaceae
Source: the annotation of a GenBank genome assembly
UCUUGAUAGGUGAUCGAGUAAGGAUCGCAAUAUGUCAACAUGUGUUUGCCUCCAUUAUACAUAGUAUAUGUGCCGGAAGGGGAAGAUUGACUUUGUUUACCUGAUACAACAUAAGUUUCACGGGGGAUUCCUCAUGUCGUGGUCGCAACUACUCUGAUGUACACGAAACUAGAAGAUACCAAGAUGAAGCGUCUUCUCAACAGCCGGAAGCUCUGAAAAACGAACCGCGCCUUGUCAUUACAGAAAGACAAGUUCGUUGUCGACGGUUACUGGCCGAACCUUGUCAUUACAGAAAGACAAGUUCGUUGUCGACGGGCACGAACAAGACGACGGAAAGAUGAGCCAGAAGGACAGGGCUUGCUGCCUGCCCUGUGACGAAGCAUUAAGGCCACUUUAAGCUUUCUUUUGUCAUCACCCAAACAGAAGAAGUAAGAAGAGAGAACACUAGAUCAUGUUAUAAUUCAUCUCUCAGUAUAAGAUUGAAGAUGAUGAAAGCCACACCUUUCUCGCUGAUUAAAGAUGAUGAAAGCUACAACUUUCUCGCUAUUUUGAUCUUGUUUGAGGUUCUAAUAAGAGUACAGGAGCAGAAAGGCUCUGCGAGUCGAGCAGCAGCUCAGGGACUACCAGAAGAGUACAACGCAUCAGACCUGGUUUUCGAAGCUGAAUACUAUUCGUCUAUAGUUAUGUCUAACCUUAUGCUGAAUACUGUCCGUCUAUAGCUAUGCAAGAACAUUUUUUUUAUGCGGAAUACUUACACUAUUCCUUCGUCGAUAGCUUCUUGUGCGUUUUUCACAUUGAGUUUCUCUCAUCAUCUCUUCGAAGGUUCAUUUGAUCUUUUCUAACGUACGCGGAGCAAGCGGCACUAGUUCUUCGUCUCGCGCACCUAUACUAACUGCUGGGACCACCAAAGUGAAGUCGUCCACCUUAACGAAGGAACCAACGUCGGACCUCUAUCCUGCUGCAUUGCCAUCGUCUCUCUUUCGAUCGCACGACUGUGGAGGAAGCAGCGUUCACCCAUCUGCGUUCGAGGACUUGAUUCAAAAAACCGUCCCGUUCGAGGUCUAUUUUUCCACAGCAGCAACUGCAAAUGAGGUAGGUGCGGUUGGGCUUGGGAGAGAAGUUAUAUGGUGUAGAUCAUCUGCAAGAAGAGCUAAUCAUCAAGUCUUUUUUCGACUUUGACCGUUCUCGUAAUAAUGAGCUACCCGAAGAACAGGAGGAGUAUUCAAAUCUAACUUCCUCCUUUUUCACCCUGAAUAUUCCGGAGAUUACGCUAGCGCAAAACGUGCAAAGAGACCCGACUGUAUUCUAUCGUGUGCCUCUCGGUUUCGGACUCUGGGACGCCGCACAUGCUUUAAUGGUGGCCCUCUUUGAGGGGAAAACCCUGAGUGCGUCGAUUAUGAUGUGAAAUAUCAGUUCUUGUUUUGGAAUGUGUAUGUGUGUGUCGUGCGUUCGUUCGCUGCUCAGAAGUACCCCAGGGUUCCUUGAGGUCGUUGUGAAUCAACAGGAUAGACUAUAGACUAUACAUACUUAGACUAUAAUUGUGUGUAAGUACUCAGUCAGCCAAGAAAGUACAUCAUGUCCAUCUAAUCCUUCCUCCAUCGCUGGUCGAUCUGUGAUUGAAUUAGGCUGUGGGGCCGCACCGUUACCAGGCAUGGCGGCUAGGGUCCUAGGCGCUUCGGAAGUCAUAGUCACCGACUACCUACCACAACUGGUAGCAGCUGCGCAAGAAAAUCUCGAUAGUAAUGCGAGUAAACUGAUGACGUCCACCUCUGCUGGCAAGAAGAAUUUGAAGAUUAGCGCCUGUUCCUUGCCUUGGGGUGUCGAUCGCGAAGACUUAGCGAGAUUGCUUUUCCCAGAAGGAAACAAGGAAAGCCAAGCAAAAGAACAACAAGAACCACGAAGCAAGACCUUCGACGUUAUCUUAGGUGCUGACGUAGUAGCUGGGGAUCACAAGGACGAAGAUGCACACCGGGAUGUCAUGCGCUUACUCGGCAAGACAAUAAUUAUGGCUCGUCUUCUUUCAUUGGUCAUAGAGGUCGGCCACUGACAUCGAAGAGAGUCCCCUUGCGAGAACAGGGGAAAAUGAAGGGAAAGGGGAGAGCCUGAGCCUUGGAGGGGGUCUCUUCCGUUCAGAGUCAUGAUGACCAAGGAAUUGAGCUUUAAGAUAUACGAUUUGAGCCACCCUGGCUCGUUCCUUGUGCUCAGCCACACUGUGCGAUUGCCUGGAAUUGAAGACUACUUGAUAUACCAAGUUUUACAGGAGAAGUGGGAUUUGAUGUUAUGGUGGAUGGGUUACAUAGGGAAUCGUCAACUGAGUAUAGCUAGUCAGAACUCAGAAGUAGACACUUAUAGCUCCACACUUAUAAUAUAGCUACACACGAGGCACCAUGACAUGACAUGAGUAUCCAUCGGUAAUGAGUUUCAGGCUAAUGGAGAGCCACGACUAGUUGUGUUGCCCGCCAUACUGGAGACAUUGUGCCUGUGUAUCAAAGGUAACAGGUGUCUAUUGACAAUCUUCUAAUUCCAACCGUUCGUGAGGAUGAUACGAUCGCAAGAUGGCGUAAAUAUGGACGUGUGGCUCACAACGCAUCCACAAUGCAGGCUGGUGGGGAUGGAACCGGGAAGCUUUUGCUUCUGCUUUUCAAAAAGAAAGACGAUGGAUUAGAGGAUUGAAGAAGUAGAUGUGAAGAAGUGCGUGAAAGUUGUACUGGUGUAGAAUUUUGUUUGUCGUUAUAAUAUCUUGUGUGAAAUAGCAUCGUGCUGAGCAACAUCUACAACGCCCCUAAGGCAGUCUGCACUGAAGUUCUGCGAGAUUUAUUGCAUUGCGUUGUAUCCUCGUGCUCGUUCAUAGAAGAGCAAGGCUAUACAUAGUAAGUUCCGAGAACGAAGGAGGUCAGGAAUGCGACAUUGUAUAGUAAACGAUAACGAAGAAGAAGAUUUUGUUUGUUCGUUCGACCCGACAUGAUGCCAUUACAGAUUUUUAACAUGACCGGUAUCAAUCUGUAAAGUGAUAUUCGCGAAC